Messenger RNA from Xenopus laevis (African clawed frog), 11310 nucleotides. It is a transcript of the gene wnk1.L, whose product is annotated as WNK lysine deficient protein kinase 1 L homeolog. NCBI's taxonomy places the organism in Eukaryota, Metazoa, Chordata, Amphibia, Anura, Pipidae. The transcript has 31 exons. The record is from RefSeq and is a predicted model, not a curated record. The coding region runs from base 404 to 8515 and encodes 2703 amino acids.
CGUGACAGUGACGCCGGCAGGUCACAUGUGCGUGACGUCACGGGGGAACUAAUCGGCACUGGGAACUAGCCGCAACCUUAGCUCCUGAACCAUUUGACGGAGAGUUUUGAGGGGGGAAAGAGAGGCCUGAAGAAGAUCCGGUUGGUGUUGGGGUAGACGGAAAGGAUUCCUAUUACUAGAAGCGUUUGUUUCCCAUCCCCACCGAGGCCUGUGAGACGUUCCGUCAGUCAGCGACACAUUCACGGUCUGCAGCUUUCCCUCCUUCCAUGUCCGCGCCGCAGCAUGGCUGGUGAGCUCCGCCCGUGGGAGCCAGCGCAUUCCCCUCCACUGCCUGUGCAGGGCCCAGACCCCGGAGCUGUGUGAAGUCCAGUCACAAGAGCUGUCACCCCUCCUCCCUCAGACUAUGUCCUCCGCGCCCGGCAGCAACAGCCUGCUCCCCCCUCGCCCCACUAAUGGCUCCAGCUUUGACACUUCAGUCGGGGGGCGCCUGGUGCCCGGGGAGGAAACAGAAGAGCAGCCUGAAGAAUUCCGCCGCCGGCGUCACACUAUGGAUAAGGACAAGGCAGAGCAUCGCUUUUUCCGCCGCAGCGUCAUCUGCGAUUCUAACGCUACAGCCCUGGAGCUGCCGUCCAACCAGAGCAUCCUGGGCUCCCCUCCCGAGUCUGAGACCGGCCUGCAAGUGCUUGUAGCCUGGGAGAGCUCUCUAGUGGCCCCGCCGGCUCCUACAGCCCAGCCAGUGAGAGAGCCCGCAAAGGAAGUCCGCCCUGAUAGCGCUGAGCCGCCCCCGCGGAACACAGAGGCGCAGCAGCAAGCGCGGAAGUCUGGAUCCGCGGAGGAGGAGCAAGAGAAAGUCCCCAAGCCCCCCAGCGAGCAGCCCGAGGAAGAGAACAUCAGGACAUUACAGGAGAUACUCGCGGAUGAGAACGAGGAGCUGGAGACCAAGGCCGUGGGCUUCUCCCCGGAUGGCAGGUUUCUAAAGUUCGACGUUGAGAUCGGAAGAGGAUCUUUUAAAACGGUUUAUAAAGGGCUAGAUACAGAGACUACUGUGGAGGUGGCCUGGUGUGAACUUCAGGACCGCAAGCUUUCCAAGUCCGAACGCCAGAGAUUUAAAGAAGAAGCUGGAAUGCUUAAAGGGUUGCAGCACCCAAACAUCGUCCGCUUCUACGAUUCUUGGGAGUCGACGCUAAAGGGAAAGAAGUGCAUAGUCCUGGUGACGGAGCUGAUGACCUCGGGGACUCUGAAAACGUAUCUAAAGAGGUUCAAAGUCAUGAAGCUCAAGGUUCUCCGAAGCUGGUGCCGGCAGAUCUUGAAAGGAUUACAGUUCCUGCACACUCGCACCCCUCCCAUCAUCCACCGGGAUCUCAAAUGUGACAACAUUUUCAUCACUGGCCCGACUGGCUCAGUGAAAAUCGGAGACCUGGGUCUGGCCACUCUGAAGAGAGCCUCGUUUGCCAAAAGUGUCAUAGGUACCCCUGAAUUCAUGGCCCCAGAGAUGUACGAAGAGAAAUACGAUGAGUCCGUUGACGUGUAUGCUUUUGGGAUGUGCAUGCUUGAGAUGGCGACUUCUGAAUACCCUUACUCCGAAUGCCAAAAUGCUGCGCAGAUCUACCGGCGAGUCACCAGUGGUGUGAAGCCUGCCAGCUUUGAUAAAGUUGCAAUACCGGAGGUGAAAGAAAUCAUCGAAGGAUGCAUUCGCCAAAAUAAGGACGAAAGAUAUGCCAUUAAGGACCUUCUGAACCAUGCCUUUUUCCAAGAAGAAACUGGGGUUCGCGUGGAACUGGCAGAGGAAGAUGACGGGGAAAAGAUUGCUAUCAAGCUUUGGCUGCGUAUUGAGGAUAUCAAGAAGCUCAAGGGCAAAUACAAGGAUAAUGAGGCCAUUGAGUUCUCUUUUGACCUGCAGAGAGAUCUUCCGGAUGAUGUGGCACAGGAAAUGGUGGAAGCGGGUUAUGUCUGUGAAGGAGACCACAAGACAAUGGCAAAGGCAAUCAAAGACCGGGUGUCCCUGAUCAAACGCAAGAGGGAACAGCGGCAACAAGUGCGGGAAGAACAGGAGAAGAGGAAACAGGAGGAGAUUAGCCAACAGCAACAACAACAAGCUGAGCUUCAGCCACAGAGUCCUCCUCAAGGUCCAGUCAAACCAUCAGCUGGCACAGUUACCUCUGGCACACAAGUGGAACCCGAGGAGCCAGAAGCCGAUCAGCAUCUCCAGUACCAGCAGCCAAGCAUAUCAGUCACAUCUGAUGGUACACUUGACAGUGGUCAGGGAUCAUCAAUGUAUUCUGAGUCGCAUGCAGGAAGCCAGCAGACAGUCUCCUUUGGUUCUCAGCCUGAUCCAGGCCUCACUCCCAGCAUGGUGCCUGGCUACAGCACUCCAACUAUCCAACCUCCUGCCCAGCAUGGUGGAUACACAGCGUCUGUGGGGCCGCAGUCCAUGGCACAUUCAGCACUCCCAGACUCUCCGCUUUUUUUCCCGACCAUUCAUGAACGCCCCAUGUCUUUCUCUCCACCACCUACCGGCUUGUCCCCAAAGGUGCCUGCAGCGCAGCGACGCAAGAGCACCUCUUUCUUGGAGUCCCAAGGCCGACAUGGGCUAUCCCAGAUUAGGACACUUGGGCAACUGCCAACUGAUGAGACCCAAUGCUGGAGGGCAGAAGAUAUGGCAUCUCUAGGUAAAGCAUCUGUCCGAACAGCUUCCGAGGCUGCUCACAAGCAUCAAACCUACGACGGACUGGUGUUUCCUGACUCAAGACAUGCUCCAGUAAUUCCAAAUGAAGCUCACCUAAGGCCUGGGGAAGCAGUAUAUCUAGCCAGUGUGCCCCCACAGGAGACCUACAACAGCAUGGCUGCACCCGAGCAUAUGGAGGGCCACAAGCUGACCCAGCUCAGCUCAUUUUAUGAUUAUCAAACUGGGCAAACCUAUAUAGCAAGGCCCCUGCAGAGCCUAAGACUUGAAACUGGUGUAAAUCAGCCAUCAGCUUUGGGUAGCGUAUCAGCCCCAGUCUCCUCAGACUCACAUGUCCUGUUUCACCAGGUGUUUGUGCCCCAGUCUGCUCCUCCAGUGCUUACUCAAAGCAGCGAAGGCCAUCCGGGGUGUGUGUUUGAGUUCCACAUGCAUGCAUCUGGCUCGGUUCCCGGUGAAGCCACAGUUUACUUGCCACACAGAGUUUACCGUCCCCGUCGCAGCUCUAUGGACUUUAAUCCAGAAGAACUGCCCCAGGGUUCUACACUGCAGGGCCGCCUCCAAACUGUCACUGAAGAGCAGUACAGCCACAAUGGACCGGAGCAACUGCCACCUUUUAUAGGAAUCAUCACAUGCAACCGUCCUGAGAGCAGUCCUGACUAUUCCAGCGACUCUUCCCAAAGGAACUCCUCUGACCUGGAUUAUCUCUCUCCUCCUCUUGCCGCUGCCUUCAGCUCCGAUAUCUCUAUGACUUCUAAGCAGAAAAUCUUGCAGGAUCCGCAGAUUUUCUAUUGCGUCCCACCGUCUGGAACUACUUCUUAUACUGGACCUCCAGCUUUGUACAGUCAACAGCCACAAAUAUCAUCUGGACAACCACCCACCACCUCCAUGGGAAUCAGCGCUCAGCCUGUUCCCAACACUCAGCAUGCGGUGCAUCAUCAGCCUUCUCUGCAUCCGACCUCACAGUACCAAGUGCAGCAGCCACUGCCCACUGUGGUAUCGAGUAUGGUAGCCACGUUGCAGCCGGUGAUUACCCAAACGCAAGCUGCUCUGCCGGGCACGCAGCUCCCUGUCUCCCAGCCUUUGCCUGCUGCUCAAGGAGAACCUCAGAUUCCUGUUCCAUCAGUUCCUGCUCCCCAACCUGUUCCAACAGUUCCAGCCUCUCUUCCACCUCAUUACCUCCCCUUGGCACAACCUUUGGUUACAGUCCCAGUCAUUCCUCCAUAUGCUGCCCCACAGUUGCCUUUAACUAUACCACCCCAAAUGGUGCAACCAGGAUUCCCUUCUCUCCCCAUCGCUGUAACCCCAAGUAUUGGACAGACUCUACCAGGAAUACCCCCAUCCUUAGGAGCUCCAGUUUUACCACCGGGGCAGGCAGUGUUAUUUCCCUCUCACAUCCCUACUGUAGCUCUCCGGCCUUUGGCUCCAAUCCCAACACAUCCUCCAACUCAGCCUCUUGGAUUACCUGCCACUCUGGGAAAAGCAGCUGAGCCCUUGGUUCCUCCAGGAGAGACUUCUUACCAGAUUUUUCAGCCUACUUACCCUUUGAUCCCUGCUGAUGUAAGCUUGGCUCCUUCUGUUGCCGUCCCCCCAGCAAUUGUAUCUCCCCCCAAUUGUGCUGAAAGCUUGACCCAACCCGGCUUCCAUACCGGCCUACCCCAGCCUUAUCCUGAGAGCAGCAAUUUGUUUCCCCAUGGAGGGCCAGCUCUUCAGCCCACUGUUCCCAUUACCCAGCCGGUGCCUGGAGGAACCCAGACGCAACCUUUCAUUGAGGGUUCACAGGGUUCAGGGUCCCUGGCAAUUUCCCAAGACACCCAGUCAUCUCCUCAAUCAACGCAAACUGCCUCCUCCAUGGACAGUGCACAUUCAGAUGUGGCAUCAGGACUGAGUGAUGGAAAUGAGGGCAGCACUGCCUCUGGCGGGAGACACGAAGGCCGAACCACUAAACGCCACUACAGGAAAUCUGUGAGAAGCCGCUCUAGGCACGAGAAAAUUGCCCGCCCCAAACUUCGAAUCCUUAAUGUUUCCAACAAAGGGGAUCGUGUUGUCGAGUGUCAGCUGGAGACUCAUAACCGCAAGAUGGUCACCUUCAAAUUCGACUUGGAUGGAGACAAUCCUGAAGAGAUUGCGACUAUAAUGGUGCAGAAUGUGUUUAUUUUAGCCACAGAGAGGGAAUCCUUUGUAGAGCAGGUGAAAGAUAUCAUAGAUAAGGCCGAUGAGAUGUUGAGUGAAGAUGUGAGUGUGGAGCCAGAAGGAGAACAGGGGGCGGAAAGUAUGCAACUCAAGGGUGAUGCCUAUUACCCAGAAUCACAGAAGAUGAAUUCUGAAUUUAGAAUACCAGAUCCUGUGUAUUGCUUACCACAGACGGCGGGUCUUGUUCCCAUCGCUGUCACACAAGUGGUUCAUUCCGCUGGUAGACGGUUUAUUGUGAGCCCGGUUCCUGAAAGCCGUCUGAAAGAUCAGUCGUUCUUCAGUGCUUCAUCACAGGACCCUCAGCUACCAGUGUCUGUUGCACAUGGUCCAGGGAUGAAUCUGUCUCAUUCUGCCUCCUCCGUGAGCCUGCAACAAGCCUUUGCAGAGAUGCGUCACUCACAGAUGACCGAAGGUCCCAGCACAGCUCCUCCCAUUUUUAACCAAACUGGACCCCCAUUUCCACCAUCCAUGACUAGUCUGUUGGCAACUCUGCCUACUAAUGCAAUGCCUAUCUUCCAGGCAGCCCCAGCAAUCCCCAGUAACUUACCUUCUGCUGUGCCUCCAACGGUAGAGGUGAAUGUACCUCAGGCUCCUGAAAGGGUGCAUGCUGGGAUGGCUCCAACUAGCAUUGCACCAAGCACCUUGUCCCCUCCACUAAUUGCAGUAUCCAACCAGCUCCCAGAGGUGAUACCGGGAGUAUCUGUAUCAGCCAUCGCAUCACUUCCUGCGACAUCACUUCCUUCUAUGCCCAUAGUGGGUGGAGUUCCUAUGGGCGCUGCAAUCCUGCCCUCAACACAGAUACUCGGCUCUGUCAGUACAAUGGGCACUAUGCCACCAUCUGUAACAUCUCCUCCAAUGCAACAGGCUAAUGUUGCUGGGAGCCUGCCUCACACAUCAGUCUCCGCUCCUCUUAUUCUUAGCAAUUUUGCUCCAUCUCAGGUCCCGCUUUGCAGCAGUAGCUCUGUCCCAAGCUUUGUAGAAAGUGUGGCGGUCAGCUCCGCACUGGAUAGCAGCAGAAUGGUGGCAGAAGUCGACACGGUAAUGAGCACAAGUGGCUUCUCUCUGCCCAUCUCUGCACCUCUGACAUACGCUGGGGUUGCAGCCUCAGGCAUUGCAGGAGCUGGAGGGCAACCUGGGGUGCAUCCCCCUCAUCUCCCACAGGGUGUGGCUACAACUCCAGUUGUAUCCCAGACACCUCCUUCAUCCCUUCCUCCCAUUCCUGGAAGCAUACCUCUCAACCAGCCAGGAUCCAAUAUACCCCACACCUUAUCGCAUGGCCAACCUCAGCCCACCCCACUUCCCAACCAGCCCCAAACAAACCUUGUAGAGGGUGAGACAGAUACCCUGCCUAAACCUGGCAUAGAUGAUAUAAAAACCCUCGAGGAGAAGUUGAGGUCACUGUUCAGUGAGCAUGGCGGUGCAGGGGCCCCUCAUGGACUUACCCCAUCAGAAACUCAAAUUGGCUUGGAUGGGACUCCCCUUCCAGGCCCCUCUUCAAGUAGUACAACUCAGACCAAGCCUGCAGCAUCCACUGGACCACCAACCAGUUUGCCUUUAGGGCCACCUGGGAUACCGGCCAUGAGUCAGAUUAUGACACCUGGACAAGCUGCUACACCUGUCACCUACGUGUCUGCGUCCGGAAACACUCUAGCCACACCCAAAGCUGCCACCCCACCCUCCAAACCACCUCUCAGUCGGGUGCCGGUGACCACGGCAGGGGCCGAACCCCUAUCAGGCAGUCUUCCUGGUGAACACCUGCCUCCUCCUCUUCCAGGACCUUCACUAACUCAGUCCCAGCAGCCUCUAGAAGACCUGGAUUUCCAGCUGAGAAGGACGUUGAGCCCUGACACUGUCUCUGUGCCCUCUGCACCAGUAUUUCCUGUGCAAAGUGUAACUUCUACCAGUGCAGCAGCAGCACCUGUCAGCUCAGCAUCACAGCCCUCGGUUUCAGAAUUAACAAAGGCCAGUGUUGGAGAGGCAGAGGCCGGCUUGAAUGUGCAAAAGAUGGGCAGGUUUCAGGUCUCAUUGGCUGCCGAGGGUGUGCUGAAGCAGAGCGAGGAGACAAAGCCAUCCAUCUCAGACUCUUCAUCCACCUCUUCUACAUCCUCCUCUUCCUCUGCAUGUAGUAGUCCAGAGAGCACCCUGACUAAGCAACAGACAAAACCCGCCGGCCCCUUAGAACUAGUGGAUGGUGUUGGUAUCCCCUUGGCACCUCCACAGAGCCUAUCCCCCAAGCAGUUGGUGAAAUUGGGGCGCUUCCAGGUUAGCACUGCCACCACCGCAGACAAAGUCGGUCGCUUUUCUGUGUCCCGAACACAAGAUGAUGUGUCUGCCGGGGUGUUGGAGACAGACUCCCAGAGGUCCUCUUCCCCUAAGACAGAGAAACAUCUGAAUGGACCAUCCUCACAACAAGAAUCCUCUGUUGCUCUCAGCGAUCCAGCCAGGGAGAUGCAGGAGGACAGUCUUGGGAGCCCCGUUUUGCAGCAUGCGCUUGGAUCAAAGCUCAGCUUGCAGAGCCUGAGCAAUUCCUUCAACUCGUCCUACAUGAGCAGCGAUAAUGAUUCAGAUAUCGAAGAUGAAGAUCUGAAGAAGGAACUGCGACGGCUACGAGACAAGCAUCUCAAGGAGAUUCAGGAGCUGCAAAGUCGACAGAAGCAGGAGAUUGAGCUUUUGUACACUGCAUUAGGAAAAGUCCCGCCUGCUGUCAUUAUCCCCCCUGCAGCACCCCUUUCUGGCCGACGCAGGAGACACACCAAGGGUAAAGGCAGCAAGUCCAGCCGAGGAAGCUCCCACAACAGUCGCAGCCCUCAUUUGUCAGGCGACUUGUCAACACAGAGUGCACCAUCUGCAUUGCCCCCACAGCCGGGCCUUCUGCUCCCGCCAAUCAGUGCGCCAGAGCAUCUUCUCAAACCCUCCCCUUCCAGUGACAUCCUCUGUUCGGCCUUUACUAGCGACGCUGCCCUUUCUGUGCCCAGCCUGUCCACACAGGGCCAAGGCUCUGCCAAGUUUAACUGUGCGUCAGAACGAGUCUCCUUCAAAAUGGCGGGCAGUAGGACGCGAUUUCUGAGUACGCCCUGCUUGGCUCUUUGGAAGAUGGUGAAAAAAGUCUGUCCUUGCAACCAGCUCUGUAGGACCAGCAGUACUAACACUGUGGCUCCAUCUGCUGCCCCGGCCCCCCAGUCCAACGCCCCCCCCGUGUCCUCCAGUCGCAAAGGAACCUUCACAGAUGACCUACACAAACUGGUCGACAACUGGGCCCGAGACGCCAUGAACCUGACUGGAAAAAAGACUUGCAAGGCCUCUGGACAUCCCAGCUAUGAGGGACCUGGCAUGGCCCGAAAGUUCUCUGCUCCUGGACAGCUGUGUGUCUCCAUGACUCAGUCCCUCGGGGGACCGGUCUCUCUCCCAGCAGCCUCUGCUACCUCUCUUGCUCACUACCCCAAAGGAAUGUGCCCCCCGCAACAAUAUGGAAUCCCCGGGACCCUGUUCCAAACUCACUGGAGCAGCGCUGGGGUCCCCCCUUCCUCUCAGCCUUUGGGCCAAUUCCACCCAGCAGUGACUUCUUCCUUACAGAACUUUGGUAUCAGCAGCUUGCAGAAAUCCAUCAGCAACCCCCAAGGAUCCAAUCUGCGGACUACCUAGUGGGAGGGGAUCCCUGGCAUGGAAUGCAAGAUUCGGGGGGAGCAAAGGAAGGGGUACCCCAAAUGUCACUGCAGUGGCUACUUCUAAAGCUCCGCCCUCAUCCUACAAUAACUCUGAUCUCUACAAAGCGCAACCCCUAGAGGUACAGCUGCCCCUCCCUGCCUUAAAGGGGAACCCACAUCAUACGGAUGAGCGUCUGCCCCCCUAAUCCCACGCGGAUCAACAUUGGGCGGCAGUUGAAUGGCAAGUGGGGGGGGGGCAGGGCGUAUAAUACGCGAGCACAGAUAUAGGUCAUUAACGCUUUAAUAUAGAGACAUAAUAACGGCUUUGACUGCAGCGUUACAAAUGUACGAAUUCAAGUAAAUCUAUAGAAAUAUAUUAAAGUUCUGCGAGAACAUUACACUGUGAUCUAUAUAUAUAUAUAUAUAUAUAUAUAUAUAUAUAUAUAUAUAUAUAUAUAUAUAGAUAUAUGUUGUUGGGCAACAGUAGUAAUUAUAAUAAAAGAGCAGAACGUUAGAGGGCGACACAAAAAACGACAUCGAACUUGAACACGACUCUCUCUAGUCGAAUAUUUUUUUUUUUAGUGCCUUGAAUGUUCUCUAGCGCGUGCGCUAUUUGCAUCCCCCCCCCCCCAAUAAACGCACUUGUGUAGUUACGCCCACCAGGCGCUGCUCGUUUGUCCUCUGGCAAUGAAAGUGUUGAGCUUUGGUUUCGUAUUGUGUUGCCGGGCAGUUUGCAGACUUAGGGCUUUUCAUGGAUCUCUGGAAACCCACGUUGCCCAAUCCAGUCCCUUUUGUCCCGAUUAAGUGUCGGACUGGGGUUCCUGCAAACCAUAGACCCACUCUCCAUCUGAUUCUUGAUUCUCUUCUCCAUAUACUCUUGUCACCUUCUCUCCGUUCUUCUUUUUGUAGCAUGAGCAGGAGAGUCCACCGGGAUUAUUGCAGGAAUCCCGGUAAGCAAGUCUGACACCGCUUUUCCUCUUACCCAGGAGAUCCACAGGGUUAUCAGACAGGGUGCAUCUGAUGCCAGCAGGGACAGGGGGUGCUUUGAAACACACAGGGACUUUGGUCGGAAGGUUAAUUCAGAGCUUUAACAGAAAGUGAUGGUGGUUCCGAAGGUGCAAUCCAUUUAGGAGUCGGUUCUGGAAGGUUUGUGUCUAUUUGAUAAGGGUUUUUUUGGGGAUUUUAAUGAUGUAUAAAGUUGUGAAGUUGCCUGGUUGAAGGAAAGAGCAGUUGGGGAUUUGGGGGGGCAUCGGUUUCCUGUAUCGGGUCAAUCUUUCUGAUUAGCCCCCUGUUUUUGUUUAUCUCUUCUUUUUUUCCUUUGUGUCUGGUGUCGAUUGCCAGCUCUAGUUUUCGGUCUCUAGGGAUAAGACACCCUACAGUAUUAACCCUAUGGCUUUGCACAGGGAUUUGGAGUUCAGUGCUCGUCCCCAUGCCUUUAACGCAGAUGGGGGGGGGGGGAAUUCUCAUUAGAAAAGCUGCCGAGUUUCUGCCCGAAAAUUGCAUCUUUCACCCCUUCCCUCUUGUGGCUUGCUUAAAAAACAUCUAAACCCCCCAAAACAAAUUGGUGCGAACAUAGUCAGGCUGCUUCUCUGCUAACGUUUGCAAUUUACAUUCAUUGUUUGUUUAUUUGGUGGUUCCCAAGAUAUUUGAAUUUUUAGACUGCUAAUACCAGGCCUUUUAGCUUGACUUCAAUUCAGCGACCCAAGGGUUAACAGAAUCCAGGAAGUACAUAGAAACAGAUUGACCGCUCGGGUCGCUGACACUCGGGGCCUCUGUUGCGCUGAAGCCUGGCUAGCAGUAUAAAACUGCUUAUAUCUCGGGAACCGCUUAAAAUACAACAUGUGUCUAAAUGGCAAAAGUACUCGGAGGAGCAGUCAAUAAAUAUAAACCGAUUCAUUACUGUGGGUUUAGUUGCCCUUUAAGAGCCCCGAAUCGAGUUUAAAGUUUCUUUAUCUCAAGAAUCAAUCCUUUUAUUCCCUCUUUGUGAUGUCACAGUUAGUUCUACUGUAAGCAAUAAAGUGAUUGGUUAAUUGGGAGCAAGGAUUGAUCUGCUAGUACCUCUCAUCUUUCCAAAAGCACUGGAACGUGAUAGGCUACCGUCCCACGAGAGCUGCUUUUAUCAGCGGAGCCGCCUUAGAGCUCGCGAGCAGCUGCAUUAGGCUGUAGCCAUGUUUGUAGGAGGAGCAAUGGGGGAGGGGCUAUAAUGUGAUGUUUCUGGGCUAUCGUUCAGAAAGGGGAGAUCCAAUGAGGGAUUUGCACAUUGUAAACCGCUGAUCGGUAUUUAUUUUACAUAUAUAUAUAUUUUAUAUACUUUUCUUGGGGGGCGGGGCAUAUAUCAAAGUUUGAGGUCUGUUUUCCUUUAAACCAGUGGCCCCAGCAGAAAGAUUUUUUUUGUUUGGUAUCUAAGGUGUUGUGCAUGCUCUGGAUUAUUUUCCACUGACCCCCCACAGAUAAAUGAGAAAACAUUUAAAAAAAAGAGGAAAAAGACAGAUUCCAAGACUAUAUAUAUAUACCAUGCUACUGAGCGCCGUAUUAACAGAUAUUUACACUUCUUUUGCAUUAUCUUCCCCCCCCCCAAUGAGCCUUUACCCAGAAAUCUCCUCUUUCCCUUAUGAUAUUUAACACUGUAUCCAAAUAAAGACAAAAAAAAAAAGAAUGUGGGAUUUCCCUGGAGCUGUGAAUUUUCUGUUUGCACUUUCUGUUCUGUAUCUUUCUGUACAAAUUUGCACUUUUUUCUCUUUUUAUUGCCUCUGUAGAUGGAUAUUAAAACCUAAUAAAUGAAGCCUUAUUUUA